Drosophila obscura is the source of this 1094-nucleotide messenger RNA. Its product is annotated as trypsin-4. The record is from RefSeq and is a predicted model, not a curated record. The transcript is spliced from 2 exons. The coding region runs from base 74 to 835 and encodes 253 amino acids. Gene Ontology annotation, molecular function: serine-type endopeptidase activity. Lineage: Eukaryota; Metazoa; Arthropoda; Insecta; Diptera; Drosophilidae. Gene Ontology annotation, biological process: proteolysis.
CUUAUUUCAAUUCGAGCGGUCCGUGCCAGAGGUAGCACCACCCCACCAGACAGACCCAACCACACACAGAGAGAUGAUCCAAUCUAGAGGCCUUGUUGUUGCACUGCUCUGCCUGGCUGUGCUGCUGGGCGGCUGCCAGGCGGCUGGCCUCAUGGACCGCAUCCUGGGCGGCGACGAGGCCAGUCCCACGGCCACGCCCUAUGCCGCCUCGCUGCGUGUGGACAAUGCGCAUGUGUGCAGCGCCAUCAUUGUGUCCGGCACCAAACUGGUGACCACAGCCCACUGCACGCAGCGCGAGCUCAAGCAGAUCGUCCCCAGCCGCAUUUCGUGCCGCGUGGGCAGCACCAACCAGUAUGCCGGCGGACGCAUUGUCUAUGUGGAAUCGGUCACCGUGCACCCGGACUACUAUGAGCUGCAGAACAAUGUGGCGGUGAUCACGCUCACCUCCGCUCUGGCCUUCACCGAUCGCAUCCAGGCCGUGGCACUGGCCAGCGGCGAUGACGAGCUGCCCGCCGUGGGCAGCGCCGUCAGUGUGGCCGGCUGGGGACGCACCGUCGAGGGCAGCAACUCCUACAAGAUACGCGAACUGGCGCUGACAGUGGCCGCGGAGGCGGACUGCCUGGACGCGUACAGUGGCCACGACAGCAGCAGCUUCUGCCUGGCGCACGCCCUCAGGCAGGGCACCUGCCACGGCGACGGUGGCAGCGGCGCCGUCUACAAUGACAAGCUCAUUGGCCUGAGCCACUUUGUGGUGGGCGCCUGCGGCUCCCGCUAUCCGGAUGUGUUCGUGCGGGUGUCCAGCUUCCACGACUGGCUCCAGCAGCAGAUCGCCUAACAGCCAACUAACACGGGAGGGGGGUAUGCCACAAUGUCUAGUGAUGACUCGUGAUGCAGUUCGAGGCCCCCAUGGACAUCGUUUGGGGCAGCGGCUGACUCACUCUCCCGAUGCUGAUAAGGAUAAGGUGGCACUGGCGAUUGCCCCCAGACUGGCCCCACCACCCCCAAUUCCGCAUUAAAUUUUUAUGGGGCUCCAUUUAUGGCACACUCAUUAGAAGCUUGCUCAAUGCAAAUAAAAAUACAAAUAAAAAUAAAAA